Molecule: messenger RNA, 752 nt
Organism: Pneumocystis murina B123
Lineage: Eukaryota; Fungi; Ascomycota; Pneumocystomycetes; Pneumocystales; Pneumocystaceae
Exons: 3
Coding region: 9-722 (237 amino acids)
Cellular component (GO): endoplasmic reticulum membrane; endoplasmic reticulum
Source: RefSeq, a predicted model, not a curated record
UUUAAUUUAUGAAGAUAUUCAAAACUCUAUUUGUAGUUCUUUUUAUUUCAGGGACAAUUGCAUCUGAUUUGAAAAAUAGUGAAUAUAUACAAAAUGCAACUUCUCAUAAUGUGCCAGAUAUUUUUAUUAAUACAAAUAUUACUGAUGAUCCAGCUCUUUUUCAAACAUCAAGAACAGUUUUAAAUGGAAAGAAAAUGAAUGUAAAUGUCGAAAUUAAGAAUUUAAAAAAUGAAACGCUUGUUCUUGAAUCGUUUUCUAUUCGUAUUUUUGACACAAAUUUUUCUCUGCAAGUAAUUAAUUUAGGAGAUAUAAAAAAACGUAUUAUUAUACCAGGAUUAAAUUCUACAAGGGCUUCAUUUUAUUUUUCAACUGAAUUAGCGGAAAAUGAUUAUGGUCUUACUAUUCUCGCGAAAAUUAGAAGAUAUGGCAUCUUUUUUACUUAUGUCGCUUAUAAUUCAACAAUUACAGUAAAAGAGCCGGAAUAUUCCUUCUUUAAUUUUCAAACAAUAUUUCUUUACAUUAUUCUUGCUGGCCUUAUAAUAGGCCCUUAUUUAAUUUUUCAAAAGUGGAUAUACAAUAUAUAUCAAAAGAAAAGAAAGAAUUCUAAAAAGAAGAUUAGCGAAAAGAAAGAACCAGAAAAAAUACUUAAUUUACAUUAUGAUGAAAACUGGAUUCCAGAACAACAUUUAAAAAAUAGGACUGGAACAUCAAAGAAACUAUAGUUUAAUUUAAACUCGAAAUAACUUUUGGAG